Molecule: messenger RNA, 532 nt
Organism: Saccoglossus kowalevskii
Lineage: Eukaryota; Metazoa; Hemichordata; Enteropneusta; Harrimaniidae
Product: UPF0696 protein C11orf68 homolog
Source: RefSeq, a predicted model, not a curated record
GCAGACUGGUGUUGGUUGGAUUUCUGUAAAAAGCCCAUGUUCAGAUGAUGAUUCGUAUGAACCAGAUGUCAUAGGACUACAGGAAGAGUGGGAACUUUUACAACAGUCUGGUCGUCCAAUCAACUACCAUACAAUAUCUGACUUGGCCAAGGCACAUCAUGUUACUUAUGGUAAAUGGUUGAUACACCUCGACUCAGGCUUUAAAGCAGACCAUGCCUGGGAUGCUAUUGCCACGGCAACAGCAAAAGCACAUUUAGGAAAAAGUACCAAGAUAAGCGCUUAUGAUCCAACCAUUUACAAUUACAGACAUGUGAUCUGUGUGUACAAUGCUGACUUCACAGAUAAACAACAGGUCUAUGAUCUUGAGAAUAAAAUUCGUGCUGUGGGCAUCAAAUGUCAGAUGAGCUACAAACCUGAUGCCUAUUCAUACCUUGGUAUUUAUAGGAGAAACAAGUGGGGAUUGAGACCUACUAUAUAUAAUAGUAACUAUGUACUACAUCAGGGUUCAAAUAUACAGGCACUAUAUGACUGA